Messenger RNA from Passer montanus (Eurasian tree sparrow), 1754 nucleotides. It is a transcript of the gene FAM124B, whose product is annotated as family with sequence similarity 124 member B. The transcript is spliced from 3 exons. Gene Ontology annotation, cellular component: nucleoplasm. Bases 684 to 1754 code for a protein of 356 amino acids. NCBI's taxonomy places the organism in Eukaryota, Metazoa, Chordata, Aves, Passeriformes, Passeridae. The record is from RefSeq and is a predicted model, not a curated record.
AUUUUGAGCACUUGCACUCUUCACUCUCUUCCUGGAAUUGUCUGAAGGCUGGAUUUUGUUUUUGUCUCCCUCCCAACAGCAGUUGUUACUUGCUCGCAGUGUUGCAGCUUAUCUGCGUGCCCCAGAAGGGUGGGACUCACAGAGAUCACAGGCUUUGUACAAUGAGCCACAGCCAGCCUGCUGACUACAAGGAAAUUUGCUGAGGGUUUCAGCCGUGAGUGCCGCGUGGGCUUUGGCAAAGGCAGUGAUUGCACUGGUGGGACCCAGCUGGGUCCAGAGCAGCCACUUCCACUGCUGGGAACAAGGGAGCAUCCCCUCACCCUGGAAAACCGCUGCCUGUGUCGCAGGGCUGUGCAUCUGUGCUGUCCUGUGUUGAGAAGGGCAGCAGCAGGAGGAUGCAGUGCUGUUCCUGGACACUUGGGUCGCAGGUACUCAGUGCCCACAGCCCCAGAGCUGGGAGUGAGCCUUGAUGUGACCUGGGACCGCUCGCUUAAAGCCUUUCACUCCGCACCUGCCCCCUCUGCAGGUUCUCUGUGCUUACCCACGUGUUUCAUCAAGUUACUGCAAAGCCUGCAGGAGUCCAGACUCAUUCUCUUCAAGGCUCAGAAUAGAUCCUUGUGUUCCCGAGGCAGAGUAAAAGGAAGGCACCAAUUUGUCUGGUUUUUUUGCCUGGAGUCUCUGCGAUGGAUGAUGGAGCAGAGUCUCUGCUGACUGUGCAUCUCCUGACCCAUUUGGGACACUCAUUUCCUCUGCAGCAAACUCUGGAUCGAAUUUUGGACUGGCUCUGCCUGGACAUUCGCCUUUUCCUGGUGUCUGAGCGAACUCCUCCACUGAAAUACUACGAGAGGUACCGCAAGAGGAGCUGCAGCUUUCCUGGAAUAUCCAUCCUCCUUUUUCUGCACGAGGACUUGGGAGAAGAACGGAUCUUCCAGGUCCACGAGCAGUUCCAGCGCCCUCCCUGGCGCUACCAGCGUGCCCAGUUUGCCAAGGGGCAGAGCCCGCCCUGUGCCCCGUGCCAGCAGGACUUCUACGGGCUGGACGAGCAGCUGCCCGUGUGGGGCGUCAGGCGGGCGCAGCGCGGCCCCGAAAUCCUGCGGGUCACCCUCCACUGCAGCUUUGAUAACUACGAGGACGCAGUCAGGCUCUACGAGCUGAUCCUCCAGAAGGAAGGCACGCUGCAGAAGAGCACCCUGUGUGUCUUCGUGCUGCACGCCACCCCAGACGUGGCCGUGCAGCUGUGCCUGAAGCAGCUGCCCCCGGGGGUGACGGCCGAGCCGCCCGACUCGGCAGCGCUGCAGUUCAGGGUGCAGGAAAUCGGGCAGCUGGUGCCCCUCCUGCCCAACCCCUGCGUGCCCAUCAGCAGCUCCAGGUGGCAAACACAGGACUACGAGGGAAACACAAUUCUGCUCAAGGUUCAAAGCAGCUCCAGGACCCCUGAAACAAACACCGGGCUUUCCCAGCAGCGCCGUGAUACAGGCAGCGGACGAAUCCCGCAGGACUGUGUGGCAGCCCCUCUCUCUGUAAAGCAGGGUCACCCUGGGCGGGGAAGCCAUGAGCUCAGGGCUCGGCAGGGUGGAGCACAGCCCGAGCCGGGUGCAGGCCUUGCCGGUGAGCGGGCGGGCAGCGAGGCCCCGAGGCCCGCGUGUCCCGCUCCCGGGCCGGCAGCGCGGCCGGGCCGGGCGCAACUUUCUAUUCAUAACAUGACGGACUCAUCCUUGCCCGAGGACAGCGGAGCGCUUUUGGAUGUGCUGUGA